Hemibagrus wyckioides is the source of this 676-nucleotide messenger RNA. RefSeq names its product urate (5-hydroxyiso-) hydrolase b (gene urahb). Gene Ontology annotation, molecular function: hydroxyisourate hydrolase activity. The transcript has 4 exons. The record is from RefSeq and is a predicted model, not a curated record. NCBI's taxonomy places the organism in Eukaryota, Metazoa, Chordata, Actinopteri, Siluriformes, Bagridae. Gene Ontology annotation, biological process: purine nucleobase metabolic process. Bases 64 to 420 code for a protein of 118 amino acids.
AGUGAGUGGAUGAGCAGAUGAGAUCACCACUGCAUCUUCUUACACAACACAGAUACAUUUGAGAUGGACAGUCCUCUUGUUACCCACGUGCUGAACACUGCAGACGGGGUUCCUGCAGCACGCAUGGCCCUCAGUCUGCAUCGUCUAGACACUCAGAUGGUCCUCUGGAACCUUAUCACUACUGGGACCACAGAUGAGAAUGGCCACUGUCCAGAGCUGAUCGCCAGACAAGAUUUCACUGUAGGGAUGUACAAAUUACGAUUUGAGUCUGGACAGUAUUGGGAAAGUUUGGGCCAGACCAGCUUUUACCCGUAUGUAGAGAUUAUCUUCACAAUUACAGACCUGGACCAGAGGUUUCAUAUACCUCUACAUCUCAGCAGAUACACAUACAGUGUCUACAGGUGUAGCUGUAGGAAGUAGUAGGGACCUGAUUCAGCUAGGACAGUGGUUUCUGUUGAAUCCUGAAGUGCCAUUAUGUUUUCUAUUGGUAAUGAUUUGGUGAGUUGAGUCUAACUGCUAAAAUGUUUAGUGCUUCGGUUUUGAGACCCUGAUUUUGUGUCUCUUGUUGACCAAUCUGCAAGACUUUAUUAUUACUUUUCUACCUACAAUGGACUGUCAUAUUGGACAUAUGGUGGUAGAAUAUGGUACUAGACAUAUGAAAGUUCAAAUGAUUUGU